GCUGUAGGAAUUUCUGCAAUUUAGAUUUGUACUUGUCGAGUUCAAAGUUGAUCUUUUAUUUUUAAUGAAUUUUUGUGUGAAACGAACAAAAUGGAGCGCAAAGAAGUGGAUACACAACAGUUCAUCGAUCACACGCUGCUGGCGACAGAGUUGAUGCACAACAACUUUAUGAUGGAUUUAAUGGACCAAUCUGGAGUGUUUCCCAAAGCCGAAGGCCCUAGAAAUCUAAGCACAACCAACAGCAGCACAGGAACUGGCAACGUGGGAGUCGACUAUGUGGAAAAGCAUCACACGCUGACUCCGCCAGAGCUUAAUUUUCACAAUUCCAUAUUCCAAUUUGUGAACAAACAUGUUGUGGAUGAACCAAAUGCAACAAGCUCGAAUGAUGUGCCCGCUUCAAGCGAAGAACGCACACGCAACAGCAACAACUAUCCUAAGGAAACGGAUGUGGAGUUUCUAACACUCAACGAUGUGGUGCCUCAACAAGGCUCCCAACCAACCUUCCCAGCGCUAGCCAUAGAGCCGACUGUGCCCAUUGAUGUGGCAUGUCCGGCACUGCAAGACGAUGAACUGCUCUAUGCGCACAGUGUGUCCACGACAAAUGCCCGCAAAGUGUUACCACACAAGAAGCGCAUUUCGCGUAAGCUCAAGGGUUCGCUGGGUGGCAUGGAAUUGGAACUGGAGCAGCACAAGCAUCAGCAUCAAGUGCCAGUGGUGGCCCCAUACAGUUGUGAGAUCUGUGGCUAUGCUGUACACACACAAAUUGAGUUCUAUGCGCAUCUCAAGGAGCACUACGACCCCACCAGCAUAGAUCAACCCCAACAGCAACAGCAGCAACAACAGCAGCAGCAAAAGGAGCCACUGGACAUGUGCGGACUUUCAGCAGAAGAUAAGCUACAACAGGAGCAGGAGAAGCUGGAUCAAGUAUUCCACGAUGUGCAGCUGAAUUUUGACAACUUUCACAAUAUUAGCCAUGUGGAUGACGAUGUAGUGGAUGAUGUGGGCGUCAAUAUGGUCAUACAUUCAGAUGCCUUGUCCCUGCAUAAGGCUGACGAUAAAUUGACUCCCAACGUUGGCUCCACAAAUCCAUCUACAUCCAAUGAUGUGGCCAAUGUGGUGGACGAUGUGGAAUUCAGCGAUACCGAGGAUAUGUUGGAGGGCAUACGCAAUGUGGUGGAUAAAGUAUCCAUUGAAGAUACCUGUGACGAACUGGUCGAUCUGGAGCUGACCUCAAGUGGCAUGCGUGCGCCUUGGUUUAACAAUAAUUUCACCGACAUUGCAUUCUCCGGCUUGCUGCUGCCCGGUGAGCCACCGCCACCUACGACACCGCCGCUAUUGAAGUCCACAGAAAUCGAAAAUGAGCAAAUGGCACUGCAUUUUCAACAACAUCCGCCAGCAGAGCAACCAACAACGCAGCAGCAACAACAUCACCAAUCCAAGCUGGACAUGUGCCACAAAAAACACUACAUUGAGACAACGCAGGCAAAUGAGGUCGGCGAGCUGGACAAAGAGCAUGAGCUGCCGGUGCGAACUCCUACGCCCACCGCUACUGGAUCGACCAUUGAGCAGCUGCAACGUUCGCCUCUGAUAAUCAACGAUUCGUUCAAACUGGAAGAGUGCAAUGCGGACCCAACAGACAGCAUGCCAUCUUCGCCAGCUGCCUCAGUGAUUGAUGAUAGUGCUGAGUUGUAUAUGCUGGACAUGGAGGAGGCCGGCAAGCAGCCGGGCGAUAACGACAAUGGUGAAGGAAGUGAGCUCAAGCGCAAGUUUCGUUGUGCCAAAUGUUCACGGGAUUUCAACUCGUACAAUGCGCUCAAGUAUCAUCAGUUUACACAUACGAAGGAGCGAGCUUUUGUCUGCAUUACCUGCGAUCGCGCCUUCUACACUCAAGGGGCCUUGAAGGCACACGCUAGGACACAUUCCGGUUUGAAGCCUUACAAAUGCGAGCAAUGCGACACGAGGUUCCGCCAGUGGGGCGAUCUCAAGUAUCACACGGACUCGAAGCACAGCAAACUCAAGCCGCACAUGUGUGAAUUCUGUGGCAAGAAUUUCUCGCGUAAAUACUCGCUGGUGGUGCAUCGAAGGAUACACACUUGUGAGCGUAAUUAUGCCUGCCAGUAUUGCGAGAAAACGUUUCGGGCCAGCUCCUAUUUGGUUGCCCACGUUAAGAUACACACUGGUGAAAAGCCAUAUGCUUGCACCAUUUGCGAUAAGAAGUUCCGCGUAAAUGGCGAUCUAAAGCGGCACGCUCGCAUCCACGAACCUGGCAGAGGAGCAAAACUUACGCGUGGCACGAGCAAAAAAUUGAAGCAAAUAGAAGAUGAGGACGAUGAUGAGAUGAAUUUGAAUAACAAGUCUGAUGCCGUUUGCGGCGACAAUGAGCAGGAAAUUUUGGGCUUAUAGCCAUGUGCCAAGGUUUCUACAAAAUAAUAGUAUUAAACUAUUUGUAUAUAUAUAGAUAUAGUAUAUAAAGAAUGCCUGUAAUUGAUAUGUACAUACAUCAGCUCCUUGAAACGUCGUUGAAGUACGAACUGACCACACUGUGUAGAUUAGUAAUUGUUUAUAAGUGUUUUAAGCAUAAAAGUAACGAAUAAAAUUUUAAAUAUGUAA
Messenger RNA from Drosophila nasuta, 2610 nucleotides. RefSeq names its product serendipity locus protein H-1. The transcript is spliced from 4 exons. Gene Ontology annotation, biological process: regulation of DNA-templated transcription. Gene Ontology annotation, molecular function: RNA polymerase II cis-regulatory region sequence-specific DNA binding; DNA-binding transcription factor activity, RNA polymerase II-specific. The record is from RefSeq and is a predicted model, not a curated record. The coding region runs from base 91 to 2403 and encodes 770 amino acids. NCBI's taxonomy places the organism in Eukaryota, Metazoa, Arthropoda, Insecta, Diptera, Drosophilidae.